AUGGCACGAUUCUCUCUUGCAGCACUUCUAUUCGCGACCUUGGGAGCUUCCGCACCAACAGGGUCUUCCUCGACAGCAACUCCAACCACAAACUCUUUGCUUGGAUAUAACCCUGCCAAUGGAGUUGUCAAUGUUGAUACGGACAAUAUCCAAUACUCGCUGGCACCAGGUCAAACUGACGCUGCGACAAUCGGGGCGCCACUAGAUUUCUCAAACAUUGAGAAUCCACAACCAAUUCGAGGUUCCAAAGGUGGUCUUGAGCCUGGACCGCAAACUCCUGAAUAUGCUAGACUCAAUCCCGAUCGUUUGGCACCGCCAGGAACUGAUCAUGGCGCUGUGAAAAAUGCCCAGUGGCCAUUAGGACUCAGUCAUGCGAAACUCGGUCUUGGUAGAGCGGGGUGGUCUCGUCAACAGAAUGUCGACAAUAUCCCAGAAGCUACCGAAAUGGCAGGAGUUGACAUGCGGUUGGAAGAAGGCGGGUAUCGUGAACUGCACUGGCAUAAAGCUGCUGAGUGGUCGUAUGUUCUGAAUGGCAGUGUCAGAGUCCAAGCCAUGAAUGACAAUGGAGAGACAUUUGUCGACGAUCUGAGCGCCGGAGAUAUAUGGUACUUCCCUCCUGGUAUUCCUCAUUCAUUACAGGGGCUUGAAGGCGGUGUUGAGUUUUUGCUGGUGUUUGAUGAUGGAAGUUUCUCAGAAGACAACACUUUCUUAGCUUCCGAGACUUUUGCGAGGAACCCGAAAGAGAUAUUGUCCAAAAAUUUCAACCUGCCAAAAUCGGCUUGGGAUAACAUUCCACCUGGAGAGCUAUUCAUCUUCCCAGGAACGAAGGCACCUAAAGACAUCGCUCAACAGAAUAUCGUCGGACCAGGAGGCAUUGUACCAAUCGAAAAAUCCUACACGUAUCACGCAUCUAAACAGGAACCCAAUUUUUCUCUAGAUGGAGGAAGCGUGAAGAUUGUUGACCCCACCAACUUCCCAAUUGCUGCUAAAUUCUCCACUGCGAUUGUGACAGUCAAGCCCGGAGCGCUGCGCGAGAUUCAUUGGCACACGACCAGCGACGAAUGGAACUUCUUCAUUUCUGGGUCCGCGAGAAUUGGUAUCUAUGCCGCCGCCAAUGCAGCGCAAACUUUCGAUUUUAACGCUGGUGAUUGUGGAUAUAUCCCAAAAGCGAUGACACAUUAUGUUGAGAAUACCGGUAAAGAUGAUGUUGUGUUCAUCGAGGUACUCCAAGCAGACCAUUUCUCGGACAUUUCCGUAGGCCAGUGGCUUGGACUGACUCCACCUCAAAUUGUCAUGGAUACAUUGAAUCUGACAAACUCGACGGUUUCAGCCUUUAAGCAUGAGAAGCAGUAUAUCGUGACAAAUAACGCCGCUGAGACUUAG
Glarea lozoyensis ATCC 20868 is the source of this 1383-nucleotide messenger RNA. RefSeq names its product RmlC-like cupin. Lineage: Eukaryota; Fungi; Ascomycota; Leotiomycetes; Helotiales; Helotiaceae. Gene Ontology annotation, biological process: oxalate metabolic process. The record is from RefSeq and is a predicted model, not a curated record. The transcript has 4 exons. The coding region runs from base 1 to 1383 and encodes 460 amino acids.